Molecule: messenger RNA, 2289 nt
Organism: Rhododendron vialii
Lineage: Eukaryota; Viridiplantae; Streptophyta; Magnoliopsida; Ericales; Ericaceae
Product: cyclin-A2-1-like
Exons: 14
Coding region: 476-1993 (505 amino acids)
Biological process (GO): mitotic cell cycle phase transition; regulation of cyclin-dependent protein serine/threonine kinase activity
Cellular component (GO): cytoplasm; cyclin-dependent protein kinase holoenzyme complex; nucleus
Molecular function (GO): cyclin-dependent protein serine/threonine kinase regulator activity
Source: RefSeq, a predicted model, not a curated record
CUUACCCAUCUCUCUCUCUCUCUCCAUUACUCCGCGACCUGCACUUUCUCUCUCUCUCCGUAAUUUGCAUGAUUCCCCCAAAGAAACCCUAGCCAAUGUCUCUGAGCUCCCAAAUGCAGAGAUUCAAGUAUUGCUGCUACAAAACUAUGAAGACUGGUAAUUAUUUAUUUACACCUCUAGAGUCCAGCUAGGGGAAGCUACAGGUAGUCAUUCUUUGUGAAUUGAUGGGCCGUGAGGACUGAGGAGUAUCAGAGUGAUGUGGAUGAGCCCGUGAAAAUUUAGGGGAGAAUUGUGAUGUAUAGAAUCUAUUGAAGAGUUGCACUAUAGUCAUUCAUAGGAAGAAGAGGUUAUUUCUUCAAAUGUGAAGUGCUACAUUCUAUAAAUGUCGUUAGGUGUAAAGAAACCCUAUAGCUGACAAGAGAAGAGAGUGCAAUGGAAGAGAUCAACAGUACAAAAAGGCUCUUCACUUACAGCAAUGCAUACCUUGCAUAGCUGUUCAACAAGUCGUGCAGAUAUGAAUAAAGAAAAUGGAACUGCUGCUAAAUUUAGAGAGCCCACAGUUCGAAUUACACGAGCGCAGGCUAAGGGUUUAUCCAUAUCAGAGGGGUUACCUCCACCAAGGCCUUCAAGAAAACAUGACCAGAAGCCAACCCUUCAACAAAACUCCAAAAGACCAGCAUCAGAUGAGAACAAAUCUUCUAUUAGUCUUACCUCUUGUUUCCAGCAUAAGAAAAGGGCGGUUCUUAAGGAUGUCACUAACGUUUUCUGUGAUCCACAUGUAAACUGCAUAAAUGCAGUCAGAGUUCAGUUUAGCAAGCAGGCUAACAAAGGUAUUGGGAAGAAGACUGCAAAGGUGGCCCCAACUAUUUUCAUAGAAAAUUCUUGUGUUCAAGAGGGUGCGGAAGCAAAUAUAACUGAAGAAAUAUGCACAGUAGAGAAUAAGGAGUCACACGAAGCUAUUUUACCUGUUGACUUAAAAGAAAAUAUAACAAAUGGACAAACUAAACCUAUUGACACAAGAGAAGUUGGUGAAGCAAGCAUGAUUCUUGUGAAGCAAACUUCCAAUAAGCAUACUCGCCCCAAAAGCCCUUUCCAUAAAGGAGGCAAGUCGUGCGAAAAUUUGGAAGCCUCAACGUCUCUAGAAUCUCUACAGAUAGCUGAUGUUGAUUCCAACCAUAAGGAUCCUCUAAUGUGCAGCCUGUAUGCCCCUGACAUUUACAGUAACUUACGCGUUACGGAGCUUGAUCGACGGCCUUCAGUCAAUUACAUGGAAAUUUUGCAGCGAGAAAUUACUCCAGGCAUGCGGGGAGUUCUAAUUGAUUGGCUUGUGGAGGUUUCUGAAGAAUACAGGCUGGUCCCAGACACACUUUACUUGACAGUCAAUAUUGUUGAUCGAUUUCUCUCUCAAAAUCACAUUGAAAAACAAAGACUCCAGCUGCUUGGUGUUACUAGCAUGCUAAUUGCCUCAAAAUAUGAAGAAAUUUGUGCACCCAGCGUGGAGGAGCUUUGCAUCAUCACAGACAACACUUACAAGAGAGAAGAGGUAGUGAAAAUGGAGAGUCAAGUUCUGAACUUUCUGGGUUUUCACUUAUCUUUUCCGACCACAAAAAAGUUCCUCAGGAGAUUCAUUCAAGCCGCACAAACUUCCUUCAAGGUUCCAUGUGUUGAGCUGGAAUUCUUGGCAAAUUAUUUAGCAGAAUUAAGUCUGGUUGAGUAUAGGUUCCUCAAGUUCCUUCCAUCUCUAACAGCUGCAUCUGCAGUGUUUCUCGCCAGAUGGACACUCAAUCAGUCAGAUCACCCAUGGAAUCCAACUCUAGAGCACUACACAAGUUACGUGACAUCAGAUCUGAAAGGCUCGGUUCUGGCAUUGCAAGAGUUGCAACUCAACACUAAUGGAUGCUCUUUGAACGCUAUAAGGGAGAAAUAUAGGCACCAGAAGUUCAAGUGUGUGGCAAAUUUAUCCUCCCAUAAAGCUGUUGAAUCAGUGUUCUAAUGUUACUACAAAGCUAUUUAUUGCACCAGAGACGGAGAAAUGCGUGUUUGUCCGAACUGCUAGUCACCUUUGAGUAGUAAUUUCCUACUGAAUCUUGAGAUCAGUCGUAGAAAUUUGCAGUCCAAAGCAUUUGGAUUUCUAAUUUUAUCUCUUUUUGUUUCUUUCUAUUAAGCUCUCAUUGUGAUUGUAAUUUGUAGUUAGUUCUGGUGCUACCAGACCUGUAUAACUGUACAAGUUGGAUAUGUAAAAGUGAAUAAUUUGAGGUAGUUGCUAUAGAUGCAUAGUUUCAAACUGUA